This is a messenger RNA of Silurus meridionalis, 1102 nucleotides long. It is a transcript of the gene mrpl19, whose product is annotated as mitochondrial ribosomal protein L19. The record is from RefSeq and is a predicted model, not a curated record. The coding region runs from base 60 to 902 and encodes 280 amino acids. The transcript is spliced from 6 exons. NCBI's taxonomy places the organism in Eukaryota, Metazoa, Chordata, Actinopteri, Siluriformes, Siluridae. Gene Ontology annotation, cellular component: ribosome; mitochondrial large ribosomal subunit. Gene Ontology annotation, molecular function: structural constituent of ribosome. Gene Ontology annotation, biological process: translation.
GUUUUCUGUAAAAAGCCGUUUGUCCUUUUGCAGUUGCCGUAUUGAGCACGUGACUAAACAUGGCGGCGUGCACGCAGAGGACAGGACUGUUACUACGAAAUCUACAAUUUCAGAAUGAACGCAUGUUUUCAGUGUUCUCAGUGCGAUUACAAGCUGUGGGCUCAAGAGAUGAGCCACCCAAAUUCACUCCUCCAGCCAAACCGACGAUUGUGGAUAAAUCGCGGCCGGAAGAAGCAGUGAGACGGUUUGUCAGUCCUGAGUUUAUUCCCCCUCGUCAGCGCACAAACCCACUGAAAUUUUUCCUUGAGCGUAAAGACAUGAUCCAGAGGCGCAAAGUGCUGAACAUUCCUGAGUUCUAUGUGGGAAGUGUUCUGUCUGUCACCAUGUCGGACCCACAUGCCACCAACAACAAUCGGCGCUUUGUGGGAAUCUGCAUCCAGCGGUCGGGUAAAGGACUUGGCGGAACCUUUAUCCUCAGAAACAUCAUUGACGGACAAGGAGUGGAGAUCUGCUACGAGUUAUACAAUCCUCAGAUUAAGCGCAUUGAGGUGUUGAAACUGGAGAAGAGACUGGACGAUAACCUGAUGUAUUUGAGAGACGCUCUCCCAGAAUACAGCACCUUUUCCUUCGACAUGAAGCCCAUUCACCUCCCACUGACGCAGGACGUUCCUAUCAAUGAGCAGAAAGUGAGGAUGAAGCCGCGUCCGUGGUCCAAACGCUGGGAGCGUCCAAAGUUCAACAUUCAGGGAAUACGCUUUGACCUCUGCCUGACCCCAGAGCAGAUGGAGCAUGCUCAGAAGUGGGCAGAGCCAUGGAGGCAGUACGACAUGCUGAAGGAGUACGACACUUCCUUACUAGAGGAGAAGAUCUUCAAGGAAGUGCAGGUGGAGCUUGGAAAGUGAUUGCACCAAACUCCUUCAGCCUGUGGAAUAUGUUUAGGGCAUGAAUGACAUGACCCAUAAAGCUGUGUGUGUUUGUUUCUAUGCAUCUAUCAUUUAAAUACAAGAGGAUUUGUGACAUUUAAUAGGAGCUUUUUGUCGCCCCAGACAUUCCCAUAAUGCAAUGUGUUUGAGGAAUAAAAAUCACAGAAUAUUAUCACCAA